AUGGACUUCGAGACCAAUGAAGACAUCAACGGGGUCCGUUUCACCUGGAACGUGUUUCCCUCGACCAGAAGCGACGCCAACAGCAACGUCGUCCCCGUCGGCUGCCUGUACACUCCCUUGAAGGAGUUCGACGAAUUGAAUGUCGCCCCAUACAACCCGGUCGUGUGUUCCGGCCCACACUGUAAGUCCAUUCUGAACCCAUAUUGUGUGAUCGACCCUCGCAACUCGUCCUGGAGUUGUCCCAUCUGUAACUCCAGAAACCACUUGCCUCCGCAGUACACCAACCUGUCGCAGGAGAACAUGCCGCUGGAGUUGCAGUCGACCACCAUUGAGUACGUCACCAACAAGCCCGUCACUGUGCCCCCCAUCUUCUUCUUCGUCGUGGACCUGACUUCCGAGACGGAGAACCUGGACUCGCUUAAGGAGUCUAUCAUCACCUCGCUGUCACUGUUGCCCCCCAACGCCCUCAUCGGGCUGAUCACGUACGGCAACGUUGUCCAGCUGCACGACCUGUCCAGCGAGACGAUUGACAGGUGCAACGUGUUCAGAGGCGACAGAGAGUACCAGCUUGAGGCGUUGACCGAGAUGUUGACGGGCCAGAAGCCCACAGGCCCCGGCGGUGCUCAGUCGCAUCUACCGAACAGCAUAAACAAGAUCACGCCGUUCUCUUUGAACAGGUUCUUCCUACCCCUAGAGCAAGUCGAGUUCAAGUUGAACCAACUACUCGAAAACCUGUCUCCGGACCAAUGGUCCGUGCCCGCAGGCCACAGACCACUAAGAGCCACCGGGUCCGCUUUGAACAUUGCCUCUUUGCUUCUACAAGGCUGCUACAAGAACAUUCCUGCAAGAAUCAUUCUUUUCGCUGCUGGCCCAGGCACCGURGCCCCAGGGCUGAUUGUCAAUUCAGAGUUGAAGGACCCCUUGAGAUCCCACCACGACAUCGACUCUGACCGCGCUCAGCACUACAAGAAGGCCAGCAAGUUCUACAACCAAGUCGCCCAGAGGGUCGCCACCAACGGCCACACCGUCGACAUCUUUGCCGGCUGUUACGAUCAAAUCGGUAUGUCAGAAAUGAAACAGUUGACCGACUCCACCGGUGGUGUCUUAUUGUUGACCGAUUCCUUUUCCACCGCGAUCUUCAAACAAUCCUACUUAAGACUGUUUGCCAAGGAUGAAGAAGGGUAUUUGAAAAUGGCUUUCAACGGUAAUCUGGCUGUCAAGACAAGCAAAGACCUGAAGAUUCAAGGCUUGAUUGGUCAUGCCUCCGCCAUAAAGAAGACAGACGCCAACAACAUCAGCGAGUCCGAAAUCGGUAUCGGUGCGACUUCCACUUGGAAAAUGGCUGCUUUGUCCCCUUACCAUUCGUAUGCAAUUUUUUUCGAUAUUGCCAACACCGCGGCUAAUUCCAACCCAAUCAUGUCUGCGCCUGGUUCUGCAGACAGACCUCAUCUAGCAUACACUCAAUUCAUCACCUCUUACCAGCACUCUUCUGGUACCAACCGUAUCAGAGUCACCACCGUGGCAAACCAACUUCUACCCUUCGGCACCCCCGCUAUCGCAGCUUCCUUCGAUCAAGAAGCUGCGGCUGUGUUGAUGGCACGUAUCGCCGUCCACAAGGCUGAAACUGAUGACGGAGCCGAUGUUAUUAGAUGGCUGGACAGGACUUUGAUCAAGCUGUGCCAAAAGUAUGCAGACUAUAACAAGGACGACCCUCAAUCCUUCAGACUGGCUCCAAAUUUUUCGUUAUAUCCUCAAUUCACUUACUAUUUAAGAAGGUCCCAGUUCUUAAGUGUCUUUAAUAAUUCCCCCGAUGAAACUGCAUUUUAUAGACAUAUUUUCACAAGAGAGGAUACGACUAAUUCUUUAAUCAUGAUCCAACCCACUUUGACAUCUUUCUCGAUGGAAGAUGACCCUCAACCUGUCUUGCUAGAUUCCAUCUCCGUCAAACCAAACACCAUUCUGUUAUUAGACACUUUCUUCUUUAUCUUAAUAUACCACGGUGAGCAAAUCGCUCAGUGGAGAAAGGCUGGUUACCAAGACGAUCCACAAUAUGCCGAUUUCAAAGCCCUUCUAGAAGAACCAAAACUAGAAGCCGCAGAAUUAUUAGUAGAUAGAUUUCCACUACCAAGGUUCAUUGACACCGAAGCCGGUGGUUCUCAAGCAAGAUUCUUACUAUCUAAAUUGAAUCCAUCUGACAACUAUCAAGAUAUGGCCCGUGGUGGGUCUACAAUUGUCCUGACCGAUGAUGUAUCGUUACAAAACUUCAUGACUCACUUACAACAAGUCGCCGUCUCUGGUCAAGCAUAG
Saccharomyces eubayanus is the source of this 2307-nucleotide messenger RNA. It is a transcript of the gene SEC23, whose product is annotated as GTPase-activating protein SEC23. Lineage: Eukaryota; Fungi; Ascomycota; Saccharomycetes; Saccharomycetales; Saccharomycetaceae. Gene Ontology annotation, molecular function: zinc ion binding; GTPase activator activity. The transcript has a single exon. Gene Ontology annotation, cellular component: COPII vesicle coat; endoplasmic reticulum exit site. The coding region runs from base 1 to 2307 and encodes 768 amino acids. The record is from RefSeq and is a predicted model, not a curated record. Gene Ontology annotation, biological process: COPII-coated vesicle cargo loading; endoplasmic reticulum to Golgi vesicle-mediated transport; COPII-coated vesicle budding.